GGGACUGACUCUGUUGGAGAAAUGGCAAUGACGUCUCACCACAUGAUCACCAUGUUUGCCCUGAUGAGCUCCUGGGCUUCUGCAGGUCCAGAGCCCAGCACCCAGUGUGAACUGUCACAGAUCAAUGCCUCUCAUCCUGUCCAGGCCUUGAUGGAGAGCUUCACUGUUCUGUCUGGUUGUGCCAGCAGAGGCACAAUUGGACUGCCACAGGAGGUUCACAUCCUAAACCUCCGCACUGCAGACCAGGGAGCAGGCCAGCCACAGAGGGAGGUUACGCUGCAUCUGAACCCCAUCUCCUCAGUGCACAUUCACCGCAAGCCUGUUGUGUUCCUGCUCAACUCCCCACAGCCCCUGGUCUGGCAUCUGAAGACAGAGAGACUGGCCACCGGUGUCCCCAGACUUUUCCUGGUGCCAGAGGGGUCUAUGGUCCAGUUUUCAUCAGAAAACUUCUCCUCGACAGCAGAAACAAAAGAGAAGAGUUUCCCUCACAGAAACGAGCAUCUGCUAAACUGGGCCCGGAAGGAGUAUGGAGCAGUGACUUCAUUCACCGAACUCAAGAUAUCGAGAAACAUCUACAUUAAAGUGGGGGAGGAUCAAGUAUUCCCUCCCACAUGCAACAUAGGGAAGAAUUUUAUCUCACUCAAUUACCUUGCUGGGUACCGUCAACCCACACCUGCUGAAGGUUGUGUCCUGUCCACUCAACCCCAGGAGAAGGAAGUGCACAUUAUUGAGUUAAUCACCCCCAACUCGAACCCUUACAGUGCCUUCCAGGUGGAUAUAGUCAUUGACAUACGACCUGCUCGGGAGCAUCCUAAGGUGGUUAAAAACCUCAUCCUGAUCUUGAACUGCAAAAAGGAUGUCAACUGGGUGGUCAAAUCCUUUGACGUCAAGGGAAACCUGAAAGUUAUUGCUCGCAACAGUGUUGGUUUUGGAAAAGAGGGUGAAACAUCCAUGACAGUGACCAAAUUGGUAAGAGAUGACAUCCCUUCCACCCAAGAGGAGCUGAUGAAGUGGGCAUGGGACAAUGGCUACAGUCCAGUGACGUCAUACACAAUGGCGCCUGCAGCUAAUAGAUUUCAUCUUCGGCUUGAGAACAAUGAGGAGAUGAGAGACCAGGAAGUCUGUACUGCUCCUCCAGAGCUUCAGAUCCUGCUGGGCCCUGGCCACCUGCCUAGGCCGGACAACCCACCCAUCCGGGGAGGGGGAGGCCAAAAUGGAGAUCUCCCCUUUCCUUUCCCGGAUAUCCCCCGGAGAGGCUGGAAGGAGGGAGAAGACAGGAUUCCCCUUCCAAAGGACCCUGCCUCUGCCGGUGUUCCACUGUUCCCUGACCACAGAGAGCCAGAAGAGGCGCAAGGGAGUGUGGAUGUGGCUGUGUCAGUCCAGUGUGACAGCGAAAAGAUGACUGUAGCUGUGGACAAAGACUCCUUCCAGACCAACAGCUACUCAGGGAUGGAGCUCACCCUGUUGGAUCCUUCAUGCAAAGCCAAGAUGAAUGGUACCCACUUUGUUUUGGAGUCUCCCCUGAAUGGCUGUGGCACUCGACACAGGCGGUCAGCCCCUGAUGGUGUGGUUUACUAUAACUCGAUUGUGAUACAGGUUCCAUCCCCUGGGGACAGCAGUGGCUGGCCAGAUGGCUUAGAGGACUUGGAGUCAGGUGAAAAUGGAUUCCCAGGAGAUGUAGAUGAAGAGAUCGCCCCGCUGAGCCAAGCUGGAGUUGUGGUGUUUAACUGCAGCUUGCGGCAGCUGAGGAAUCCCAGUGGCUUCCAGGACCAGAUCGAUGGAAAUAUCACCUUCAACAUGGAGCUGUACAACACAGACCUCUUUCUGGUGCCCUCCCCUGGGGUCUUCUCUGUGGCAGAGAACGGACGUGUUUAUGUUGAGGUAUCUGUCACCAAGGCUGACCAAGAACUGGGGUUUGCUAUCCAGACCUGCUUUGUCUCUCCGUAUUCAAACCCGGACAGGAUGUCUGAUUACACCAUCAUUGAGAACAUCUGUCCAAAAGAUGAGUCUGUGACAUUCUACAGCUCCAGGAGAGUGCACUUCCCCAUCCCCCAUGCUGAGGUGGACAAGAAACGUUUCAGCUUUGUCUUCAAGCCCAUGUUCAACACCUCCCUGCUCUUUCUACAGUGCGAGUUGACACUGUGCACCACAAGAAAAGGUCCCCAGAAGCUGCCAAAGUGUGUGACACCUGACGAGGCUUGCACCUCUCUGGAUGCUGCCAUGAUCUGGACCAUGAUGCAGAAUAAGAAGACAUUUACAAAGCCCCUGGCUGUGGUCCACCAAGCAGAUUAUAAAGAAAAUGUUCCAAACACUAAGGAGUCCAAUCCAGUUCCUCCUCCUCCUCCUCCUCCACAGAUUUUCCAUGGUCUGGACACACUAACUGUGAUGGGCAUUGCAUUUGCAGCAUUUGUGAUUGGAGCCCUCCUGACAGGGGCCUUGUGGUACAUCUAUUCCCACACAGGGGAGACAGCACGAAGGCAGCAAGUCCCCGCCUCGCCACCAGCCUCGGAAAACAGCAGCGCAGCCCACAGCAUCGGCAGCACUCAGAGCACUCCCUGUUCUAGCAGCAGCACAGCCUAGCCAAAGCCAGGUGCCUGCUGCAACUGCCAG
Phodopus roborovskii (desert hamster) is the source of this 2610-nucleotide messenger RNA. RefSeq names its product transforming growth factor beta receptor 3 (gene Tgfbr3). The transcript is spliced from 16 exons. The record is from RefSeq and is a predicted model, not a curated record. Bases 22 to 2580 code for a protein of 852 amino acids. NCBI's taxonomy places the organism in Eukaryota, Metazoa, Chordata, Mammalia, Rodentia, Cricetidae.